CAUGUUCCCAUUAAAUAUAUAUGUAUGAAUGUAUGUAUGUAUCUAUAUAUGUAUGUAUUCGUGAAUAUAUAAACCACAGAUUGCGAAAGUACGUAAAUGUAGGUUAAAUUCGUCGAAAUUUUGCAAUGAUCGAAGCUAUUUGGUAAAUUCAGCUUGAUUCUCAAUGAGGAGCAUGAAUCCCUUGCCGGAGGCAGUUCGUAGUUCGGUGCGUUCUGGGAUUAUCCUUUUUGACCUGACGAGGGUUGUGGAGGAGCUGGUUUUUAACAGUCUUGACGCGGGUGCGACAAAGGUAUCGGUUUACGUGGGUGUUGGCACGUGUUUUGUAAAAGUGGUGGAUGAUGGAUCUGGUGUUACUCGGGAUGGAUUGGUUUUGUUGGGGGAGAGAUAUGCAACAUCGAAGUUCCACCAGUUGGCUGAUAUGGAUGCUGCCGGUGGAAGCUUUGGCUUUCGAGGAGAAGCAUUGGCUUCCAUUUCAGAUGUCUCGUUGUUGGAAAUUACAACAAAAGCUUAUGGGAGGCCGAAUGGAUAUCGCAAAGUCAUUAAGGGAUGCAAGUGUUUGUAUCUUGGAAUUGAUAAUGAUAGGAAGGACGUAGGCACCACAGUUAAUGUCCGCGAUUUAUUUUACAACCAACCAGUUAGAAGGAAAUAUAUGCAAUCCAGCCCCAAGAAGGUGUUGCACUCGGUCAAGAAAGGUGUACUUAGGAUUGCCCUUGUCCACUCACAAGUUUAUUUCAAAGUUAUCGAUAUUGAAAGUGGGGACGAGCUUCUUUGCACUCAGCCUUCUUCUCCUUUGUUGCUAUUGAAAAGUGGCUUUGGGUUAGAAGUCUCUGACUCUCUUCACAAAUUAAACAUUAGUGACGGUGUUUUAAAGCUUUCUGGCUACAUAUCUGAUCCUGUUGAUGGUUUCGAAAUUAAGGCCUUUCAAUAUGUCUAUAUUAACUCGCGGUUUGUUUGCAAAGGUCCAAUUCAUAAAUUGCUGAAUCAAUUGGCUACUAGCUUUGAGUGUUUGGAUCCAUGGAAAGUCAACAAUGGCUCCCAAAACCGAAAGAGAAGCAGGUCUCAAGCAUAUCCAGCUUAUAUUUUGAAUCUAAGUUGCCCUCGAUCUCUUUAUGAUUUAACCUUUGAACCUUCAAAGACAUAUGUUGAGUUCAAGGAUUGGGCUCCUAUACUUACAUUCACUGAGAAAGCCAUUCAACAAUUAUGGAAGGAGAAUAUUACUUUCGGGGACUCUAUUAAUCAUGUAACUGAUAUAAUAAGGAAAGAUCGAAUCUGGAAGGAAGCUGAUGACUCCUUAACAGCAGAAGAAGAUUUUCUCGAUGCAGAUUUGUCAGAAACAUCUGAAAUUGUGAAAAAGAAGCGCAGGAUAAAAAAUCAUAAAGCUUCUCUUGACAUUUUCUCUUCCCCAUCAGAUAUGCUAACCAAAGAGGUUGACCAUUUAUCUCACGCAGGAAAGGAUAGAAUUCCUUUUGUAAACUUGCACAAAAAUUCUGCUGAAGUUAAAGAGCAACAGAUUCAGGUGGGAUUUGUUUGUCAAACUGAUUAUGCUUUCCAAUCAUGGGAUGGUCUUGAGGCCAAAUGCGUACCCACAGCAACCUGUAAGUUUGACAACCAGCUGUUGGCAUCUGAUAACAACUUUUUAUCUAUGGAAGAUCAUUUUUUGGAGAACAGAGCCAAUGAUAAUGUGGACAACUGUUUAACUUCAGCAUGGGGAAUUGAGUCCCUUAAAGAUGAUCCAGAUGUGAUCAAUGAAUCAGCAGGGGUGGCAUUAUCUUGUGAUUUGAUCGGCAGGGGUAUUAAAAAACCUUUGCUGCAGGGUUGCUCCUCUAGAAGAAGCCUGCCACUUGAGAGGGCUUUGUUUGUAAAUGAUGAAGGAUUUGAAUUUCAAAGGGAUUGCUUCAGGAACGACUGGCAGCAGGCAGGUGCUCAUGAUAGGGCUAAUUUUUUUGAAGUUGAUAGUAGUAACCAGAGUUUUGAUUUCCUCACAAGGACCUUUUGGCAAGGCAAGGCAUCAUGUCCUCAAGCCUUUACGAGAGAAAUUACAAAAUGUGAAGUGCUUGCAGAUUUUGAUUUUCCAUCAAGAGAUUUUGUAAAGUCAAUCCCAUCUUAUGCAGAACAGUUCAUUGGAGAAGAUUUUAUUGAAUCUGAUUCAAUCACAGAAAUAGGAAACUUCGGCUCCAGUCAUCAAACAUCAAAUUCUGAUUGGUGUUCCCCGACCUCGGAUCCCUUAUUUCAAUCCACACAUUGGGAUGUUGAACAUUUCAAGGAUGAAAAUGCAUAUGGAGGGAGUUCCCACUCUGGUGAAAGCGCUAGUUGUAGGCAUUUUGUGGAUUAUGGAAAGAUGGACUGUAAAUCUCAUUAUGGUAUUAACAGAUAUAAAAGACAAAGGGAUUUGAUGAGGAAACAAGAAUGUGAACCAGAUCAUGUUUCUAAAGAAAGAUCAAGAAGAAGCCGUUCAGCUCCACCGUUUUACAGAGGCAAAAGGAAGUUCUUUUCUUGGAAUCAUCCUUCAAUUAUGAAAGCAGGAAAACCCAAAGCCAAAACCUUUCAUAAUACUCUUACUUAUUCAGAAGUUAAUGGGUUAAAGUGUGCCAAACAACCUUCUGAUGAUUGCCAUUUAUAUCAUAUGCCAAGUACUGUGGAGCAUUUGUUGUCAGACACUAGAUCAGAUAUGGACAAGACGAUAGGCAUUUCAGCAAACCUGAAGGCGAUUGAAGAAGGUGAAAAGUUUGAACAGUCCCAUUAUUUCAACUGUCAAGAUACUGCUCCAGUUAAAGGGGAAACUCUAGAUUCCAUGAAUUCUUGGUCCAAAUGGCGGAAUUGCUCAUCCCAGCUAACAGACAGAAAUAAAUCAUAUGAUGUUCGCGAUGACAGUAGUAUACUUGACAUCUCUUCGGGAUUCUUGCAUCUUGCUGGUGAUUUAUUAGUUCCUGAAUCUAUCAACACGAGCUGCUUGGUUGAUGCCAAAGUUCUUCAACAGGUGGAUAAGAAAUUCAUUCCAGUUGUGGGUGAUGGGACACUUGCUGUUAUUGACCAGCAUGCUGCAGAUGAAAGGAUCCGACUGGAAGAACUGCGUAAAAAGGUGUUAUCUGGAGAAGCAAAGACAAUUAAUUAUCUGGACAGUGAACAGGAGUUGAUGCUGCCAGAGAUUGCCUAUCAGUUGCUGCAAAAUUAUGCUGAAGAGAUAAAAGAUUGGGGUUGGAUCUGCAACAUUCAUGGUGAAGAUUCAAGGUCUUUCAAGAGGAAUUUGAAUCUUCUCCACAAGCGGCCAACGGUUAUCACACUUGUUGCGGUACCCAACAUUUUAGGUGUCAAUUUGUCUGAUGUAGAUCUUUUAGAAUUUCUUCAGCAGCUUGCUGAUACUGAUGGAUCAUCGACAAUACCACCAUCAGUUCUUCGAGUCCUUAAUAUGAAAGCAUGCAGAGGUGCAAUUAUGUUUGGGGACUCUUUGUUACCUUCAGAAUGCUCCCUCAUUGUUGAAGAGCUAAAGCAGACCUCACUUUGUUUCCAAUGUGCUCAUGGACGACCAACAACUAUCCCCCUUGUCAACUUGGAGGCCCUGCACAAGCAGAUAGCUAAGCUCGGACUUUUGGAUGACAAUUCUAACAAGUUGUGGCGUGGUUUACGCCGGCAUGAACUCAGUUUUCAACGUGCGACAGAGAGGUUAAGUUCUGCAAGAGGUUAGAGUCGAGAAGACACCAAAGGUGUCCCCGGAUUAUUGUGGCAGCCCUACAUGCAUGUAAUUGGCGCGUUCAUUGUAACCCAUUCUUUGUCAUCAGGCGUAUAGCUCACUUUAUACGCAUUUUAGUAUAAUCGGGACCCAGAUAUCAUGUAUAGAGGUAUUAGGGUAGGCUGAUAGCUCAUUGAUGAUCAAGUAUAUUCAUGUGUGCAUAAUAAAUCACAAUUUUUUCUUCACAUAUUAUUCUUU
Messenger RNA from Corylus avellana, 3925 nucleotides. The record is from RefSeq and is a predicted model, not a curated record. NCBI's taxonomy places the organism in Eukaryota, Viridiplantae, Streptophyta, Magnoliopsida, Fagales, Betulaceae.